CCCCGCGCGUGCGCAGUAAGCACUUUGCCGCUCGGAGGAGAGUUCCCCGGUGGUUGAUCCUCCUUAACUGCUUAUGGAGGACGGUUUGGGCCCGUGAAGUGGGGGGCGCGCAAGAGGACCCCCGGGACCCCCUCCCUCAUGGCGGAUUCCGGCUCUGGGCCCAUCGCUAGCCCUGAGGAGGAAGCCGACGAGGAGCUGCUUCUACUCGAUACGGAGUCGCCGUCGCCGCCGCCGCCCGUGACAGUCUCCGUGAUAACGGCCACGAAGGCGACUCCAGGCGGCGCCGUCAGGGUCAGUCUCGAUGGGCGCUCAGUGGCGGCAGACAUGGACAACAGCGAAGGCGAGGAGGGAGAAGAAGGGGACGACGACGACGACGACGACGACGAAGAAGAAGAGUCUGAGCCGCUCCUGGGCUCGACGGGGUCGCGCCGGCGCCGCAGGAACCGAGAGAGCCGUUGUGCUGCAGGAAAUAUUGGAAGUACUGCAGCGAUGACCUUAUUUUUGGAUGAUCCUGAAUUUGCUGAAAUCAUGCAGCGAACUGAACAAGCCAUAGAAUGUGAAGUUUUUCCAGAGAGAAUCUCCCAGGGAUCGAGUGGAAGUUAUUUUGUCAAAGAUUCUAAGAAAAAAACUAUUGGAGUGUUUAAACCCAAGUCUGAAGAGCCUUAUGGUCACUUAAAUCCAAAAUGGACCAAAUAUUUUCACAAAAUCUGUUGCCCUUGCUGUUUUGGCAGAGGCUGCCUUGUUCCUAAUCAGGGAUACCUCUCUGAAGCUGGUGCCUAUCUUGUGGACAGUACACUGGAAUUAGGGGUGGUACCUAAAACAAAGGUUGUCUGGAUUGUCAGUGAGACCUUUAAUUACAGUGCAAUAGAUCGUGCAAAAUCAAGGGGUAAAAAAUAUGCUUUAGAAAAAGUGCCAAAAGUUGGCAAAAAAUUUCAUCGAAUAGGACUACCUCCUAAGGUUGGCUCCUUUCAGCUGUUUGUGGAAGGCUACAAGGAAGCCGACUACUGGCUCAGGAAAUUUGAAACUGAUCCUUUGCCUGAGAAUACCAGGAAACAGUUUCAGUCUCAGUUUGAAAGAUUGGUUGUGCUUGAUUAUGUCAUCAGGAACACUGAUAGAGGCAAUGACAAUUGGUUAGUUAAAUAUGAAAAGCAGAGUGAUGGGACUGACCUUUCAGAUAAGGACAUCCAAUGGAUUAAUGAGAAAGAACCUGUUAUUAAAAUUGCAGCAAUUGAUAAUGGUCUAGCUUUUCCCUUCAAGCAUCCUGAUGAAUGGAGAGCAUAUCCAUUCCAUUGGGCUUGGCUUCCACAAGCAAAGGUCCCUUUCUCUCAAGAGACAGUAGAUUUGAUUCUUCCUCGUAUUUCUGACAUGAAUUUUGUACAGGAUCUUUGUGAAGACCUUCAUGAACUGUUCAAGUCUGACAAAGGUUUUGACAAGGCUACAUUUGAAAGUCAAAUGUCUGUGAUGAGAGGGCAGAUACUUAAUCUUACUCAGGCAUUAAAGGAUGGAAGAAGUCCUCUUCAGCUUGUUCAGAUGCCUCGUGUAAUUGUGGAGAGAAGUCAUGGUGGAACUCAAGGACGAAUUGUUCAUCUAAGCAAUGCAUUUACACAGACUUUUCAUAGUCGGAAACCAUUUUUUUCCUCCUGGUAGAGAGAAUUGUGUGAAGGCUUCACAAAUAGUAUGAAGGCUUCACUAGUAUGAAUAGAAGGCUUCACAAAUAGUAAUUCUGCUGUACACAGAAUGCUGGACUGCCAAAACCUCGAAUGUUCAAAACUUAUUUUGAAUGUGAUAAGUUUACAGUUUAAAAUUGUGAAAUUAUGUAUCAGGGAAAUGAGGAGCUUGUCCUAUACUGUAUUUUUGUAGGCAGAGUUGAUGUUUUCUGUAUUUAAUAUUAAAGGGGGGAAAAUACAUGUUUACAGAUGCCAAAGACUACUUUUGACUAAACUGUAGGAAAGGACUGUUAUGUUGGAUACAAGUGUCAGAAAUCAUAGUCUGCUUUGUUAGAAAUGAAGCACAGCCUUUUCAUUACUCCACUGUAAGAAAGUCGCUUGAAAUGUUCCUCUUACCAAUUAUCAGUUUUUUACAUGGGCUCUUACAACUUAAUGUACUUGGUGAUUACAAAAGAGGUUGAUCAAGAGAUAAACACCAGGAUUUAGGACCAAUAUAAUUACUUCCCUGUUUUGAAAACAAAGGGGACAAAAGUGAGUUAAAUUAAUACUACAAACAUCCAGAGGAAAUGGAAUUGUUUUGUUCUCAUGCCCUAUUUUCCUGAAUGUACAGCUCUACAAGUUGGUUCAUAUAUGACCUCUGCUUCAGCAUCCUGACUGAAGUGAGGGACAGGAGUAAGCUUCAGCUUGUGCCUUCCACCCAUCACCACAGGCAGAGAGCUUAGUGUGUGAUGAAGAACCUAGACAUACAAUAUGCAUGUAGGUUCCAUCCUUGCUGAAAAAGGGAUAGAUUGUUGAUUGGAGCUUAAGAGUACAUAUGUAAGGCUUCCGUUGCACAUUGGGGAUAGAUAUAAAGUGGUGUAUCCAUGCACCUUCCUGUCUGUAGAUUGUACAUGCAAGUGCUGUGUGAGAACUGGCUGUAAAUCAAUUAUAGGUAUAGUCCUUUUCUCUCCUCUUCUGUUCUCCAAAUUAUUGAGCCAAGCAUGGACCACUUUCUUGAUGUUUUCACAUACCCUUAUAGGGAAGGGAAGAUAAAGACAUGUUUAAUGCCUUUUAAUUAUCGACACUAAAAGGUACUGCAAAAGUUUCUUCUUUUGUGGACCAAGUUGUUCAGGAUUAAGGUAAUAUGAUUGCUAAAGAAUGCACAUACAACUUGACUCUGGUAGGUAUUGUAUGCAUUUGUGUAGGUAUACUUUGGUCUUGAGUCUUUGUGGUUCAUUUGUAUGAAUGAUAUAUUGGAAACAUUAAUAUAUAUAUAUAUUUCUUUAGAUCAAUAUUUCUGCUCCAGUUCCAUUGCAAUAUUGUAUAGCUCUUGUUUUUUGAGGGGACUGUUGUCAAUGCCAGUUAAAUAUGUCAGCUGUCACCAAAGUGAAUACCUUAUGUUUGUUCUGUUAGAGCCCCCAUUUCUGAAUUAGAGCUUCUGGAUCUGAAUGCCCUAGCCACUCAAACUUACCAUAAGCUGGAAGUUUAUAAAUGAGUUCUCUCAUGGAUACCUAUCUACUUCUCAUCACAAGACUCUUCAGCAACUUGGAACUAUUUUGUUGGGUUUAACUUAAUUGAAAUUGCAAGGGUAACUUUACUUACACCUAGAAGUUGGUAAUGUAUUACCUCUCUCUCUCUCCUCCCCGUAAUUCAGUGUUACAUUUGAAUGUGAUGACCUCAAGUAAUUCUGUUGCAAAAAUUCCUUUUAUGAAAGUUGUAUGUAUGUGUGGCCUUAGGUUGCUAAGCAAUACUCCUGAACUCCCAAAAUGGGUUAUAUUUUGAUUUUAUAUAAUUUUGGGAAUUGUUAAAACAAUGUAGCAUGUGGGGACAAUUCACAUGAUAUACUAAUAUAUCUAAGCCUUAAAAUGGAAAAUUUACUGUAAGGCGGGUUUAGAAGACAAAUUGUCAUCUUUAUAAAUUUACUGUAGCUUCAGUUUUUAUCAACUCUCCUAAAUUUUUAAAGAAUGUAUAAAAUUACCAGACACUGUUCUCUUAAAACAAUAAAGAUCAUGGUCUGAAACAUC
This is a messenger RNA of Hemicordylus capensis (graceful crag lizard), 3670 nucleotides long. It is a transcript of the gene PI4K2B, whose product is annotated as phosphatidylinositol 4-kinase type 2 beta. The transcript has 10 exons. The record is from RefSeq and is a predicted model, not a curated record. Gene Ontology annotation, molecular function: 1-phosphatidylinositol 4-kinase activity. Gene Ontology annotation, cellular component: lysosomal membrane; trans-Golgi network; endosome. Bases 139 to 1647 code for a protein of 502 amino acids. Gene Ontology annotation, biological process: Golgi organization; endosome organization; phosphatidylinositol phosphate biosynthetic process. Lineage: Eukaryota; Metazoa; Chordata; Lepidosauria; Squamata; Cordylidae.